ACCAAACUUCUUAACCGUCUCAUUUUCCUGCCUACAUAAAUGUGUUUCCUGUAAACAUAUAAUCUCAUCACAUUCAACGACAGUAUCUUCAUAUUAUACUCCUUCAUUUGCAUUUAUGGAGUCUGGGCGUUGUUUUAAGACAAACUUGAAAGAAAUUGUGAUCCUUUAACUGAACUCUGACUCCACAAAUGAGUCCUGCCAGCUGUUUGCUAUUCCUGCAAACAACACAGGGUGGCAGCAACAUGUAAUUAUGACACGCAUGUUAAACAAAAUGUGUCUGUGUAAAAAUACAUUUUACAACUCAAUUUAAAGAAAAAUCAAUCACUUCUUUGUUUUAAAGACAAAAAAGAUCACAAUUAAUCAUUUACUUGAUUGAUUGCAAUCAUUAUUCACUGAAAAAAGUCACUGUCAUUCAAGUGUCUUGAGCAGGACUGUACUGUAGUGUGUAUAUGUGUGAGUGAAAGAGAAAGAGAGAGAGAAAGAGAGAGAGAGAGAGGUGAGAAGUGAGCUGGUGAUCGCGUUGAGUCAGUCUUCAGUGGGACAGCAGUGAGAGAGGACCAUGCGGCGGACAAACUUUCUCUCCCAUCAGCACCACUUCCAUCAUCACUGUCCUGUAAAUCCUACCAAACCCAGCUGAGGAAUGAUGUCAGCGAACAACAGCACGACCUUUCCACAGGACCACAAUGACUACCCCUGCGUGCGCUUUUACGUCUCCACCGUGUCCUUCUCGGUGUUGCUUUUCUUCAACCUCAUCAUUAACUGGACCAUAAUUCGCGAGGAGCAGCUCCGCACUCAUGCCCGCUUCGUGCUGGUUUUCCACCUGCUGGUCUCCGCCCUGGUUCACAUGGGCAUGAGCAGCGUCUUCUACUACCAGAUCCACCUGCGCGCGGAGCUGGAUCGUCCCGCCUGCAUGGCCAUGCUCACCAUUUUGAUCAGCAGCGGCUCCAACAUCCUCCUGACGCUCACGGUGAUGGCUUUGGACCGCUAUUGCGCCGUUUGCCACCCCAUGCGCUACAGCUCUUUAAGCAACAAGGGACACUGGCCCUGGCUGCUGGGUGUGCUCACCUGGGUCGUGGCCUUGAUCAUCCCCUUCAGUCUGCUGCUCCGCCCGGACGCCGACUAUGAUGGGAAGUGCACCCGGGAGAAGCUGAAGAAAGGCGACGUGCAGAAAGUGUUAUUCAUCGCUGUGUGCACGCUGCUCAUACUGUACAGCUAUGUGAGGAUACUUAUGGAGGGACGGCGUUUAGGGGUGCUCAAUCGGCGCAACCGUGCCGGUUGCAGGACCAUCACCCUGCACGGCUCACAACUGGCUGUUUACAUCCUCCCCAACUUUGUGAACUUCUUCCUAAAAAAGCUGUACCCAAAGAACUCCAUUGAGCCGGAGACCAAAGAACUGUUAGCCGUGGUUAUAUUUGCUUUCUUCAGCUUGGCGCAGUGCGUCGCGCCGGUUGUUUACGGGCUGCGUAAAGAGGAACUUCUGGAGCAGUUGAGUCACAGGUUCCCCUAUUGUUCCCGAUACUUGAAGCGUGUGCUCGGCUGGACUGUGCGUGCCAACUGGCCCCACAUCGAACACAUAUCACGGGAGCGAACACUGACAGCUCAGACCAUCAUCUCCUUAGAGACUCCGCAAGUCCCAGAGGAGGAGGAGGAGGAGGAGGAGGAGGAGAGGGAAGAGGAAACUGGGCCAGUUCUAGUCAGGAGUUCCUCACAUGACCUGCACUCAUGUCAAGGCGAAAAGGACAAUGCCUGAUGGGGAAAAAGCAAGUCAGCAGAAGGAUCCCGAUCACCACAGGAACAUAUUUGGAUGUGUUGCUGGUGUUCUCGACUAAAAGGAACCACCUUGGACAUAAAUAAUGGUCUGACGAAUCACCCUGAGCACAUUUAGACCUGCAUGUACAGCAUCAAGGGACAGCAGCAUAUUUAUAUUUUGCUCUAUUUUUGACCUUUUUUUUUAAAAUAAGGGAAGUACACAUGUUGUGGCCAACAGCAGAAGACAAUGUGGUUUCAAGAAAAAUGGGCAGUUCCUUCCCUCGAAAAUGGACAUUUUCCUGGCUGGUCCAGGAACCAAAAAAACUUCUGACCUGAAGGCUACAAACAGUCCUGCCCCGUUCUGGAUGAAAACGUCCGGGACUGAGGAUAUACUAAAGCUUAUCGAUAGUCUAGUGAAUGCUGUUUUUAUUAACUGUGAACUUUGUGAAUAUUAAAAUCAGGAGUAUAAAUGA
Messenger RNA from Thunnus maccoyii (southern bluefin tuna), 2222 nucleotides. RefSeq lists its product as uncharacterized. The transcript has 2 exons. Gene Ontology annotation, cellular component: membrane. Gene Ontology annotation, molecular function: G protein-coupled receptor activity. Lineage: Eukaryota; Metazoa; Chordata; Actinopteri; Scombriformes; Scombridae. Bases 641 to 1750 code for a protein of 369 amino acids. The record is from RefSeq and is a predicted model, not a curated record. Gene Ontology annotation, biological process: G protein-coupled receptor signaling pathway.